Messenger RNA from Dermacentor albipictus, 1211 nucleotides. RefSeq lists its product as uncharacterized. The record is from RefSeq and is a predicted model, not a curated record. Lineage: Eukaryota; Metazoa; Arthropoda; Arachnida; Ixodida; Ixodidae.
GGUAAGUGUUACGUUUUAGAUGUAAAAAAGAGCAGUCUGUUAAACAGAAUAUGUUCGCCAGAGCUGGCCAAGUCAAGUCGAAACAAAAGAAGUAAGCUGUUUCCGCGCGCAUUCGCGAAUUGUCGGCUGCUACUGCUGUGUGCAUCAUGCCGAAGAGCAUACUACAGGACCCGCUGCUGCUGUCGCAACUGACCUGGACCGAGAUUGGAGAUGUGCUGUGCCUGGAGGUAUUUGGAGAGACACGACGUGAGCCACUUUCAGUGCACGGACGUUUGAACAUUGAUGCUAUGGACGAUGGCGUCUUUAGGACGUAUUUUCGUUUCGAGAAGGAGCAUAUAGGCAGACUUCAGCGUGCCUUGCGCAUACCCGAUAAAGUCGUAACUGCGCAAAGGGUUGCGGUUCCCGGAGAUGAAGCCCUCUGCAUUACCUUACGACGGCUGGCAUAUCCCAACCGGCUGUGUGAUCUUGAAGAUCUUUUCGGGCGGCACAGUUCAACGUUGUCAUCACUGACGAACGAAGUUUUGCGCCACAUCGACGAGCGGUUUUUUCAUUUGCUUGACGAUGUAAAUAACCAUUCCUGGCUCAAUCUCGACACGCUGGAGAAAUUCUCGCAGGCCAUUCACGCAAAAGGUGCCCCGCUGACAAACUGUUGGGGGUUCAUCGACGGUACAGCAAGGGCAAUAUGCCGGCCAACAAGAAAUCAGAAACUUUACUUUAGUGGGCACAAGCGGUUUCAUGCCUUGAAAUACCAAUCCAUAAUGUGCCCCAAUGGAAUCAUUUGCCAAUUGGAUGGAUCAUACCCGGGCAGCAAGCAUGACGCUGGUAACUUCGGGAUUAGCAACGUAUAUUCGAAGCUAGAAAGGCUCGUUCAAGGGCGUAACUUCUGCAUUUAUGGAGACCCCGCCUAUCCACUGCGACCUCUUUUGCUGAAGCCAUAUGGUGGUGUGUCCAUUACACCGGAACAGUGCGCGUUCAACAAAGCUAUGAGCAGUGUAAGGCAAGCCGUGGAGUGGGGAUUUGGAAAAAUUGCAGGACUGUUUGCCUUUGUUGACUUUAAGAAAAAUCAAAAGCUGUACCGCCAGAACGUGCCGCGUAUCUAUAAAGCUAGUGCGCUUUUGGCAAACUGUCAUACAUGUCUGUAUGGUGCCCAGGUAUCGCACUACUUCGGCCUCGAUCCACCAGAUCUUGAAACUUACCUUACUCCUCGGUAG